This is a messenger RNA of Amaranthus tricolor (Joseph's coat), 2011 nucleotides long. RefSeq names its product serine--tRNA ligase, chloroplastic/mitochondrial. The transcript is spliced from 10 exons. Gene Ontology annotation, molecular function: tRNA binding; ATP binding; serine-tRNA ligase activity. Gene Ontology annotation, cellular component: mitochondrion. Lineage: Eukaryota; Viridiplantae; Streptophyta; Magnoliopsida; Caryophyllales; Amaranthaceae. The coding region runs from base 271 to 1830 and encodes 519 amino acids. Gene Ontology annotation, biological process: mitochondrial seryl-tRNA aminoacylation. The record is from RefSeq and is a predicted model, not a curated record.
GUUUGAAUGAGAGAAGGUAACGGACAAUCCAUAUCUGUAUUCACUUCACAGGAAAAAUUAGAGAAAAUCGGUCGAUUUUAAAAACAGAAGUAGUAUAGUUAAUAGUAUAUUAUUCAUUACAAAUUGAGAAAGCACAAAUACAACCCUUAUCUUUGUAGGAGCAUUAGCUUAAACACCCUUGUCCGUUGUCUUCUCUUCAAUCUUCAUCUCUUUUUCCUCUCUCUUCCUGGUUCUUAUCUUCCAUACCCAGAACAUCUCUAAGAAACAUCAAUGGUGUUGCCGCAAUGUUUAAGUGGAGCAACCUUCUACACUCUGAAAAUGGCGGCCUUACCUUCCCCUUCUCUUUUCAGACCCCUUUUCAAUACCCCAUCUCUUAACCCUCUUCUUCUUUCUCGCCCUUUGAAACACUCUCAUCUUCAACUCUCUUUGCUCUUUAAAACCUUUUCUCUUUCCUCUUUUUCCACCCAAGCAAUUCCCACCAUUGCCGACCCUUCCGAAACAGGGGUGAAGACAAAAUGGAAAGCAGCUAUUGAUUUUAAGUGGAUUAGAGAUAACAAAGAUUCAGUUGCUGCUAAUAUAAAGAACAGGAAUUCUACUGCUAAUUUGGACUUGGUUCUUGAGCUUUAUGAAAAUAUGCUUACUCUUCAGAAGGAGGUUGAGCAACUUCGAGGAGAAAGAAAUACAGUGGCAAACAAAAUGAAAGGAAAAAUGGAACCAUCUGAACGUCAGAAGCUAGUAGAAGAAGGUAAGAACUUGAAGGAAAAACUUGCCUUCCUGGAGGAAGAUCUCAUCAGACUAACAGAUGAGCUUCAACAGGAAGCACAAUGUAUUCCAAACAUGACUCAUCCGGAUGUGCCUAUAGGAGAUGAAGAUUGUUCCGCAUUGAGAAAAAUGGUUGGCAGCUCUCGUGACUUUGGCUUUCCCAUCAAGGAUCACAUUGAUCUCGGCAAAGAGCUUGGCCUUUUUGAUUUUGAUGCUGCAGCAGAGGUCAGUGGAUCCAAAUUUUACUACCUGAAAAAUGAAGCCGUCCUGCUAGAAAUGGCUCUUAUUAACUGGACUCUCUCUGAAGUUACAAAAAGAGGUUUUAUCCCUUUGACAACCCCGGAAAUUGUGAGGGCUCCUGUUCUUGAAAAAUGUGGGUUUCAACCUCGGGCAGAGAAUACACAGGUUUAUACUAUUGCAGGUUCUGAUCAGUGCCUCAUUGGCACUGCUGAAAUACCGAUCGGAGGACUUCAUAUGGAUUCAAUUCUUUCGGAAUCAUCAUUACCGUUGAAGUAUGUUGCUUAUUCACAUUGCUUCCGAACUGAGGCCGGGGCUGCUGGUGCAGCAACAAGAGGCCUUUACCGAGUGCAUCAAUUUAGCAAGAUUGAAAUGUUCAUACUGUGUAAACCAGAGGACAGUGAUAAAUAUCUUGAAGAGCUAAUAGGAAUCGAAGAUCAUCUCUUUUCAUCCUUGGGUUUACACUACAAAAUCCUGGAUAUGGCAUCUUCAGAUCUAGGUGCUCCUGCUUUCCGUAAAUUUGAUGUGGAAGCAUGGAUGCCGGGAUUGGGACGUUAUGGUGAGAUUUCAAGUGCUUCAAACUGUACGGACUACCAAAGUCGGCGCUUAGGGAUCCGAUACCGUCCAGAAUCGGCGUCUGUGAAUCAGAAGAAAUCUAAGAAUGCUCCAACGCAGUAUGUACACACACUAAAUGCAACAGCAUGUGCAGUACCACGCAUGAUUGUGUGUUUACUGGAGAAUUACCAACAAGAAGAUGGCUCUGUUCUUAUUCCUGAGCCAUUGAGACCCUUCAUGGGGGGGAUUGAUCACAUAGCUUAUAAAUUUCGAUAGGAGUACGAGCAUACUUUUUCUUGAGAAAAUACUUCUUUUGAAGUUAUCAAGUUAGUUUAUUUUUCGAUUUAUGAAUGAUAUAUAUUUGCUAUUUUUUAUCUUGAUACGGUUUGCAAUGAAAUAAUAUUUGUCAUAGUUCAAAGAUGUCUUAUUAGCCACUUUUGGUUAUUUUUGUGGUAAA